AUGUCUAUGCUCAGGACUGUGAAGCCGAAGAACGCUCGUGUGAAGCGUGCGUUGGAGAAGAGGGAACCGCAAGUCAUCGAAAAUGAAAAGACUGCCAUCUUUGUCAGAGGGCAGGCCACCAGUGACAUGGUCCGAAACACCAUGAAGGAGCUUUACGCCCUCAAGCGCCCCCAGGCUAUCAACUUUUCUCGAAAGAAUGACAUUCACCCUUUUGAAGACCCCGCCUCCCUCGAAUUCUUUGCUGGCAAGAACGAUGCGAGUUUGUUCGUCACCGGCAUGCACAGCAAAAAGAGACCGAACAACCUCGUGUUCACGAGAAUGUUUGAUGGACGGGUCUUGGAUAUGAUCGAGCUUGGUGUAGAUGGGUUCAAAUCCAUGGAUGACUUCCCUACAUUGAAGUCUUCCCUCGGUGUUAGACCAAUGAUGGUCUUCCACUCUGACCUCUUUGACACCCACCCCACAUAUCAACACCUUAAAUCGCAAUUCCUCGACUUUUACAACGGCCACCCCGUUUCAGAAGCUCCCCUCCUCACCACACUUGAACACGUCAUCUCCAUCACCGCCGGUCCCGUAUCUGACGAGACCCCUUUGCCCAAAGUGCACUUCAGAGUGUACACCACCAAGCUUCUGGCGAGCGGCACGAAAGUCCCGAGGAUCCAACUCACAGAGAUGGGUCCGUCGAUCGACUUCUGCGUCAGGCGAGUACAAGAGGCAGACGAGGAGAUGAUGAAGCACGCGAUGAAGAGACCCAAGCUGGCCAAGACCGAUAUCGAGAAGGGUUUGGGCAAGAAGAGAAAGAACAUCGAGACCGACGAGAUGGGAGACAAGGUCGGAAAGAUUCACUUGGGCAAGCAAGACUUGGAGAGCCUGCAGAGCAGGAAGAUGAAGGGUCUGAAGGUGCACAAGGAGAAGAAGACGAAAGAGGCCAAGGAGGCCAAGGCAGCUGCGAGGGAGGCAGAGGCCAUGGAGGAGGAUUAA
Cryptococcus wingfieldii CBS 7118 is the source of this 978-nucleotide messenger RNA. Its product is annotated as ribosome production factor 2. NCBI's taxonomy places the organism in Eukaryota, Fungi, Basidiomycota, Tremellomycetes, Tremellales, Cryptococcaceae. Gene Ontology annotation, cellular component: nucleolus. Bases 1 to 978 code for a protein of 325 amino acids. Gene Ontology annotation, molecular function: rRNA binding. Gene Ontology annotation, biological process: ribosomal large subunit assembly; maturation of LSU-rRNA from tricistronic rRNA transcript (SSU-rRNA, 5.8S rRNA, LSU-rRNA). The transcript is spliced from 4 exons. The record is from RefSeq and is a predicted model, not a curated record.